Molecule: messenger RNA, 1605 nt
Organism: Tripterygium wilfordii
Lineage: Eukaryota; Viridiplantae; Streptophyta; Magnoliopsida; Celastrales; Celastraceae
Product: F-box protein SKIP22-like
Exons: 2
Coding region: 333-1250 (305 amino acids)
Molecular function (GO): protein binding
Source: RefSeq, a predicted model, not a curated record
AUUGUAGUCUCCCUGAUCCCUUCUAGUUCUACCAGCAUAUGACCUCCCUGCAUCUGAAUGUAACCCUAAUACGAUAACGAUGAGGAAAUCACAAGGGACGUUAUUUAAAGUGAACUAAUCUCCACAACGACGGCUAGCGAAAGGUGAAAGGGCUCUCUAGUUCAUGAUCGUUCGUACAACAACAGCAGCACCAAAACACAACCACGCCGAGGGGCAGAAAAUUUUACCUUGCAAGCGGCAAUCUGCAGUUAUUGUUAUCAGCGACACAAUUACAGGAGACCAACUUCUGUUUUAAGAAUUGGCGAAUUCAGGGAAUUUCUGAUACCGAAAGGAUGGAUAUUGACAGAGGGGAUGUGAAUUGUACUGAUAAGGGGUUAUACGAGCUAUUAUUUUUGAGAAGGGUGUUGAGGGAGGAGUUGGGAAGUGAUUAUAGUCAUCAUAAUAACAUGUUGGUGGCUGCUGUACAUGCUGUUUUCCUGGAGGCUGGUUUUGUUGGGUUUGAUUUGAUGUCCGACGUGCAAGUCCAUCGUCUCUCAGAAGAUAAGUGGCCUUCAAAUGCUUUUACUAUAUCUCUUGGCUACAUUUUACCUGAACUUUUGGAUGAUAAGUCUAAAAAUAGCAUGACUGAAUCUGUUGAAUUAAAGUUCCAGAGAUUGGGGCAUUUUAUGAAUGUUUAUGGGUCUGGUGGAUCAGGGUUGGUCUAUCGUGUGUGUUUGAAUGUACGCAGAUUUCUGCGCACUAUGGAUUUGGUGUGGGCAUACCCUGGUAAGAAUGAUAAAUCCACUAGUUCCUAUCUUGAAAAAGAAGUACUUGAUUUCUGGAAGAUUGUCAAGGAUGGGCUUGCAUUGCCAUUGUUGAUACAACUCUGUGAUAAGAAUGGUUUGACUCUUCCAGCAUGCUUGAUGCGCCUCCCGACUGAGCUAAAGUUGAAGAUUUUGGACCUCCUUCCUGGAGUUGAUAUAGCCAGAAUGGGGUGUGUAUGUUCAGAGAUGCACUCUCUGUCCUCAUACAAUGAUUUAUGGAAGAAAAAAUCUAUGGAAGAAUUUGGAGUCUGCAUAGGAAUGCAGGUUUUGUUCCCAUGGAAAGAGAUAUUUGCUACCUUAUGGGUGAAUAGGAAGCAGAGACAGAAGAGAAGGCGGUCGAUGCCCAUCCCUGUUGAGCAUUGUGAACACGGUCGUAGAUUUCGAAGGAGACAGAAAUUGCGGCGCACAGGUCACGAAAUUAUUUUGCAUCCCACUCCUGCAACAUGAUUGCGUCGAGGGCUUCCAGCGGAUUACUUUGGAGGUAUCUUUAAAUAGGCAAUAUAUAUUAUGUCUGCAUUGCAAUGGUUAUGAGUUUUGUUCAAAGCUCUGGCUUUAAUGUGAUGCAGGCUUUAUGACCCGAACUAAGUAGUUGGUGUUUUGGUGGUUUAUGCAUGAGUUUUAACUUCUUUUGCUGGGUUGUAUAUUUGAUUUCUUCUGUACAUAUAUAGGAUUGAGUUUGUUUACUGGUUUGAACAUCAAGUUCCAGCUUUUAUUCUUGUCAUGCUUGUUAUUCUUAUAUGUGCCUGUUGAGUGAACUGUUGGUGUUGUAGUAAACUGCUGGAGUUCCAUCUGUGACAUUGAA